Messenger RNA from Elaeis guineensis (African oil palm), 2133 nucleotides. Its product is annotated as CBL-interacting protein kinase 23. NCBI's taxonomy places the organism in Eukaryota, Viridiplantae, Streptophyta, Magnoliopsida, Arecales, Arecaceae. Gene Ontology annotation, biological process: signal transduction; protein phosphorylation. The record is from RefSeq and is a predicted model, not a curated record. Gene Ontology annotation, molecular function: protein serine/threonine kinase activity; ATP binding.
AUUCGGAUUCGAUCCCGGACGAAGCGGACCUGAGCUUGGUUUUCUCGAUUUGGAUAAUCCACCGGAGCGGCGCAUUUUUCUUCGCGUGGACCCACUACGCGGACACGAUGCGGUGCGGACUAUAAUUCAUUCAAAUCGGCAUUUUUUUCGUCAGCUACAAUUUAAGUCGAUAAUCGUCCCCUGAGGGUCCGGCGCUCCCUGCCUUUCAGAUUUUGGGGGAAAAACAGGCUAAAAAGAGGUGAUCCUGAUGGUGGUUCUCGGAUCGCGAUCCGCUGCCGGUCAGAUCUUAAUCUCGUUCUAGAUUCGCCGGAUCUCUCGGUCGCCGUAUUUAGGGUUAGGUUGAACGGGGGUGUUGGGAGACAUGAAGGUGGUGAAGUCGCAGGUGUGGCAGCCAUGCAAGAAGAAGAGGUCUUGACCCAUUGAGAGGUGGGGAGGAGGAGGAGGAGAAAGCUUUGAUUUGUGGAAGGACAUUGGGGUGGGAAUCUAGGGGACAAUGAUGAGCACGGUGGGACGAACGAGGGUGGGGAAGUACGAGCUCGGGAGAACGCUCGGUGAGGGGACGUUCGGCAAGGUGAAGUUCGCGCGGAAAGUGGGGACGGGGGAGUGCGUUGCCAUCAAGAUCCUUGACAAGGAGAAGAUCCUCCGCCACAAGAUGAUCGGCCAGAUAAAACGUGAGAUCUCAACCAUGAAGCUGAUAAAACACCCAAAUGUCAUACGGAUGUAUGAGGUAAUGGCCAGCAAGACAAAGAUAUACAUAGUUAUGGAAUUUGUAACUGGGGGAGAGCUCUUUGAAAAAAUUACCCAUCGUGGAAGAUUGAAGGAGGAUGAAGCCAGGAAGUAUUUUCAACAGCUAAUCAAUGCUGUAGACUACUGUCAUAGCAGAGGUGUCUUCCACAGAGACCUAAAGCCAGAGAAUCUGCUGUUAGAUUCAAAAGGAGUGCUGAAAGUCUCUGAUUUUGGACUAAGUGCAUUACCUCAGCAAGUUCGUGAGGAUGGGUUGCUUCACACAACAUGUGGGACUCCAAAUUAUGUUGCUCCUGAGGUGAUUAAUAACAAAGGUUAUGAUGGAGCCAAGGCAGAUCUUUGGUCAUGUGGAGUCAUCCUUUUUGUCUUAAUGGCAGGUCACUUGCCUUUCGAAGACACCAAUCUUAUGUCUUUAUAUAAGAAGAUCUUUAAAGCAGAAUUCACAUGUCCUUCUUGGUUCUCUACAAGUGCAAAGAAACUUAUCAAGAGGAUUUUGGAUCCCAAUCCCCAGACUCGCAUUACAGUUGCAGAAGUCAUUGAAAAUGAGUGGUUUAAAAAAGGAUAUCAACCACCAAGUUUUGAAACACCGGAUGUUAAUCUUGACGAUGUGGAUGCAAUUUUCAGUGGAUUUGGUGACUCUGCAAAUCUUGUUGUUGAGAGACGAGAAGGAGGGCCAGCUAUAAUGAAUGCUUUUGAGCUUAUUUCGACGUCUCAGGGUCUCAAUCUUGGCACCCUUUUUGAGAAACAAAUGGGCACUGUUAAACGGGAAACGAGGUUUGCAUCGAGACUUCCUGCGGAUGAGAUACUUUCAAAAAUUGAACAAGCAGCCACACCUCUAGGAUUCAACGUAGAGAAGCAAAAUUACAAGUUAAAGCUCAAAGGGGAGAAAACUGGAAGGAAAGGUCAUUUAGCCAUUGCCACAGAGGUUUUUGAAGUAGCACCUUCAUUAUACAUGGUGGAGCUUCGCAAGUCCAAGGGCGACACUCUCGAAUUUCACAAUGUUUACAAGAACCUCUCAACAGGCCUAAAAGAUAUAGUCUGGAACUCACAAGAGGAAGACAACGGAACCAAGGAAAAUUAGAUUAGCAAUUUUAAUAAUGUAAAUACUGUGAUUGAAAUAGUUAUAUAUAAUCAUGGCCAGCAAAUGUAGAUUGGACUUUGAUCUGUAUUAUGUUGGUAGGUGUGGCAUUUCUGUAUUACUGUUGACAAGUCUAUUGCUGUGACCAUUCAGAAAUUGUAGAGGAUGCUGGAGUCCCAUAGAUGUGAUUAAUGAUUUGUACUUUCAUAGCAUCACUAUUUUGUUUGAGUUCAUUAUGCUAUGCAAAUGGCCAAUAAAGGAAAAGGCAACAAUAGGAUGUAAAGAAAUAUGAGAGAUGGAAAAUUCAACUA